UCACCUUGGCAAUUAGUGUAGUGUAUCCUACCUUUAUUGUACGAAGUAUGCCAUGUGCAUUAAGGAAAGAAGAGAAAAGAAAAAGAAAAAGGAAGAACAGAAACUUUUAGUUUGUGUUACCCAAUACCCUCUUAAAGCCUCUCUAUUUCUCUCAUGUAAUCUUAGAUUCUUAAUGGUUUUCUUCGCAGGGCCCAAGUUAUACCAAACUCUUAAAGCCUCUCUCAUUCUCUCAUGUAAUCUUAGAUUCUUAAUGGUUUUCUUCGCAGGGCCCAAGUUAUACCAGUAAACAUGUACACCAUGCCAUUGCCAGCUGCCAAGCCAGCUGAGUCGUCGGCUCCUCAGAGAAGCAACCGAACUGUUCUGAAGGUUCCAACUUCUCAACCUGCCUCCAUGAGCUCUGACUCGGCAGCUCCCAGAACACCUAUAAAGGCCCCUGGAGAUGCGUCUAAGGCAUCCUCCAUCCAGUUUGGGUCCAUAAGUCCUGGUUUCAUGAAUGGGAUGCAGGUUCCUGAUCAAACUAGCACAGCCCCGCCAAAUUUGGAUGAGCAGAAACGGGACCAGGUUUGCACGCCAGGAACAUUCCCGUGA
Alnus glutinosa is the source of this 588-nucleotide messenger RNA. RefSeq names its product eukaryotic translation initiation factor 4G-like. The record is from RefSeq and is a predicted model, not a curated record. The transcript is spliced from 5 exons. NCBI's taxonomy places the organism in Eukaryota, Viridiplantae, Streptophyta, Magnoliopsida, Fagales, Betulaceae. The coding region runs from base 289 to 588 and encodes 99 amino acids.